Messenger RNA from Myxocyprinus asiaticus (Chinese sucker), 9781 nucleotides. RefSeq names its product voltage-dependent P/Q-type calcium channel subunit alpha-1A-like. The transcript is spliced from 50 exons. Gene Ontology annotation, cellular component: voltage-gated calcium channel complex; neuronal cell body; membrane. The record is from RefSeq and is a predicted model, not a curated record. Gene Ontology annotation, biological process: chemical synaptic transmission; calcium ion import across plasma membrane. Gene Ontology annotation, molecular function: high voltage-gated calcium channel activity. Lineage: Eukaryota; Metazoa; Chordata; Actinopteri; Cypriniformes; Catostomidae. The coding region runs from base 4 to 7131 and encodes 2375 amino acids.
AGAAUGGCUCGGUUCGAAAAUGAGGUGCCGUCCAGGUAUGGCGGAGGACCGGGACACGCUCAAGGGGGACCCGGCCGCGGCGGUAGCAGGCAGGGCGGCCCGCCGGGUGCUCCACAGAGAAUGUACAAGCAGUCAAUGGCUCAGCGAGCCAGAACUAUGGCCCUGUACAACCCUAUACCAGUGCGGCAAAACUGCUUGACUGUCAACCGAUCUCUGUUCAUCUUCAGUGAGGACAACUUUGUAAGAAAAUACGCCAAAAAGAUCACCGAAUGGCCUCCAUUUGAGUAUAUGAUCCUGGCUACAAUCAUCGCUAACUGCAUUGUCCUGGCCCUGGAACAGCACCUUCCAGAAGGAGACAAGACACCUAUGUCAGAGCGUUUGGAGGACACAGAACCCUACUUCAUCGGCAUGUUCUGUUUUGAAUCAGGCAUUAAGAUCUUGGCUCUGGGCUUUGCCUUCCACAAGGGCUCCUACCUACGCAAUGGCUGGAAUGUCAUGGACUUUGUAGUGGUGCUUACAGGAAUCCUCUCCACAGUGGGGUCAGACUUUGACUUGAGGACAUUGCGUGCUGUUCGAGUGUUGAGACCUCUCAAACUUGUGUCUGGGAUACCCAGCUUGCAGGUGGUCCUCAAAUCCAUUAUGAAGGCCAUGAUUCCUCUGCUUCAGAUUGGUCUGCUGCUCUUCUUUGCCAUCCUCAUGUUUGCCAUCAUCGGUCUGGAGUUCUACAUAGGCAAAUUUCACAAAACUUGCUAUGACAUCAUCACUGAUGAGAUCCGGGAGGAGACUCCGUGCGGGACUGAACCCCCCUCUCGAUUAUGUCCUAAUGGAACAACCUGUAAAGAGUAUUGGAUAGGACCAAACUAUGGUAUUACCCAGUUUGACAACAUCCUAUUUGCAGUGCUCACAGUUUUCCAGUGCAUCACCAUGGAGGGCUGGACUGACCUGUUGUACUAUAGCAAUGAUGCUUCAGGUAGUGCAUGGAACUGGAUGUACUUCAUCCCCCUCAUCAUCAUCGGCUCCUUCUUCAUGCUCAAUCUUGUGCUAGGUGUGCUGUCAGGAGAGUUUGCCAAAGAGAGAGAGCGCGUGGAGAACAGGAGUGAGUUUCUAAAGUUAAGACGUCAACAGCAGAUAGAGAGAGAGCUGAAUGGAUAUCUGGAGUGGAUCUGCAAAGCAGAAGAAGUGAUUCUGGCUGACGAGGACAAUGACCCAGAUGACCGGAUGCCCUUUGAUGGAUCAAGGAGGAGGCCCACCAUCAAGAAGAGUAAAACAGAACUGCUCGACGCAGAGGACGGAGAUGGAGACAUAGGUUCUCCAUUUGCACGGGGCAGUCUGAAGAGCUCGAAGAUAGAGGGCUCUUCCUUCCAUAAAAAGGAACGUCGACUGAGAUUCUUUAUCAGGCACAUAGUGAAGACGCAGGCCUUCUACUGGUCAGUGCUUUGUCUGGUGGGACUGAACACACUGUGUGUGGCUUCUGUGCACUACAACCAGCCUGACCGGCUCUCUGACUUCCUCUACUUUGCUGAGUUCAUCUUCCUGGGGAUCUUUAUGUCAGAGAUGUGUAUUAAGAUGUAUGGUCUGGGGACCAGGCCUUACUUUCACUCCUCCUUCAACUGUUUUGACUGCAUUGUCAUUUGUGGCAGCAUUUUCGAGGUGCUCUGGGCUAUGAUCCAGCCAGGAACCUCGUUUGGGAUCAGUGUGUUACGAGCUCUCAGGUUACUGAGGAUCUUCAAAGUGACCAAGUAUUGGGCGUCUCUAAGGAACUUGGUGGUGUCUUUGUUGAAUUCCAUGAAGUCUAUCAUCAGUUUACUCUUUCUCCUUUUCCUCUUCAUCGUGGUCUUCGCUUUGCUCGGCAUGCAGCUGUUUGGAGGACAGUUUAAUUUUGAAACCGGCACACCACCAACCAACUUUGAUACCUUUCCUGCAGCAAUAAUGACUGUGUUUCAGAUACUGACAGGUGAAGACUGGAACAUGGUCAUGUAUGAUGGGAUUGAGUCUCAGGGCGGAGUCAAAAAGGGCAUGGUCUUCUCUGUCUUCUUCAUCGUUCUUACACUCUUCGGCAACUACACGUUGCUCAAUGUGUUCUUGGCUAUCGCAGUGGACAAUCUGGCCAAUGCACAAGAGCUCACCAAGGAUGAACAGGAGGAAGAGCAGGCAGCCAAUCAAAAAAUGGCCCUCCAGAAGGCCAAGGAAGUAGCUGAGGUCAGCCCACUGUCUGCAGCCAACCUCUCCAUUGCAGCUGUGACAGUAAACUCUGAGCGUCUCGAUGCAACAGAACACUUUCUCGACUGUAAGGAACAACAGAAGAACAAUAAAGGUUGUAAGUCAGUAUGGGAACAGCGCACCCAUGAGUUGAGGCGACAGACCCUGAUGAACAGCAGAGAGGCUCUUUACAAUGAGUUGGAUCCUGAAGACCGUUGGAAGGUCUCAUUCUCCCGUCACAUCCGUCCCGAUAUGAAGACCCACCUGGACCGCCCACUGGUCGUGGAUCCUCAAGAGAACCGGAACAACAACACCAACAAAAUCAGGCCGGGUGAGGGUCAACCCCAGUGCACUCAUCAGCUCCUGCACAAACAGCCAAACUUCAAUGACGGGGAGAGCGGAGGUGGAGGGUCUGGGCCCUGGCCGCCAUUGGAAAGAGGGGACUCAACAGGGUCUCGUCGGAGUCUGUUGGGCUCUGACAGCCGGCAGCAGGAGGACGAUGUUAGAGAAUCCCACCACAGACAUCAGCACUGCAGCCAGGCUCGUCAACACCGCAAACACCCAGAGGAGGAGGGAGAGGUCAGAGGGAGGAAACAUAGAAGCAAGGGCAGGGAAAGAGGACCUGAGUUUGAGCAUGCAGAUGGAGGAGAGCGUAAACACAGACGCCAUCGUCAUGACUGCGAUGGACGAAAAGAGAGAGUGGAAAGGGUGCGACACCGCAACAGGAAAGGUGGUCAUGGGAGUGGCCCCACUCUCUCCACGACCCGCCCCAUUCAGAAGACUCUGUCCAGACAGAACAGUCAAUACAGUGAGGACCUGGACAAUGCAAUGAACAACAACAAGCUCGCCACCCAACCGCCUAGUAACUCCACCCCACAUGAUAGUCUGCUCAACCUGGCUAACAGUGCCUACACUUCCGGCCUGGCACACACUAGCAGUGAGAGCAGCAUAAUCCUUACCAACCCUUCUUCUACCACUGCUAAUGUUGCCAGCACUGGUAACUUGGGCAUGACACCCGAUUACACUGCUGUAGACAUUCCACCUAUGUUCCCUUCCAGUAAUGCCAUCCUACAGGUCAAUAAGAAUGCCAACACUGAGCCCCUGCCAAAGAAGGAAGAUACAAAGGAUGAUGAUGAUGAUGAUAAGAAUGAUGGUGGGCCUAAACCAAUGCCACCCUUCAGCUCAAUGUUCAUCCUGUCUACCACCAACCCGUUUCGAAGGUUAUGCCACUAUGUCGUGACACUCAGAUAUUUUGAGAUGUGUAUUCUGCUGGUCAUUGCGAUGAGCAGUAUUGCCUUGGCAGCUGAAGACCCCGUCUGGCCUGAUUCCCCCCGCAACAAUGUCCUACGCUACUUUGACUAUGUUUUCACGGGUGUGUUCACCUUUGAGAUGCUCAUCAAGAUGGUGGACUUAGGUCUUGUCCUGCAUCAAGGCUCAUAUUUUCGUGACUUAUGGAAUAUCCUGGACUUUAUAGUGGUUAGUGGUGCCCUGGUGGCGUUCGCCUUCACCAGCGGCAGCGGAGGAAGCAGCAAGGGAAAAGACAUCAGUACCAUCAAGUCCCUGCGUGUGCUGAGGGUAUUGCGGCCUCUGAAAACCAUCAAGCGUCUGCCCAAAUUAAAAGCUGUUUUUGAUUGUGUGGUGAACUCUCUGAAGAACGUGUUGAACAUCCUCAUUGUCUACAUGCUGUUCAUGUUCAUCUUUGCUGUGGUGGCUGUGCAGCUCUUUAAGGGCCGCUUCUUCUACUGUACUGAUGAAUCCAAGGAGUUUGAGCGUGAUUGCAGGGGCGAGUAUCUUGUCUAUGAGAAAGAUAACGAAGUGAGGGCGCAGAAGCGGGAAUGGAAGAAGUACGAUUUCCACUACGACAAUGUGCUUUGGGCCCUUCUCACCCUCUUCACCGUAUCUACGGGUGAGGGGUGGCCGCAGGUGCUGAAACAUUCAGUGGAUGCGACCUACGAGAAUCAGGGCCCUAGCCCAGGUUACCGGAUGGAAAUGUCCAUCUUUUACGUGGUGUACUUCGUGGUCUUCCCCUUCUUCUUCGUCAACAUCUUCGUAGCUCUUAUUAUCAUCACCUUCCAGGAACAAGGAGACAAGAUGAUGGAAGAUUACAGUCUGGAAAAGAAUGAGAGAGCCUGUAUAGACUUUGCCAUCAACGCCAAGCCGCUGACACGUCACAUGCCCCAAAAUAAACAAACAUUCCAGUAUCGCAUGUGGGAGUUUGUGGUGUCUCCUCCAUUUGAAUACACCAUCAUGGCCUUGAUUGCACUCAACACUAUUGUCCUUAUGAUGAAGUAUGAUGGAGCAACACGUACCUAUGAAGAUGUGUUAGCCAACCUGAAUAUUGUGUUCACCUCACUUUUCUCCAUGGAGUGCAUACUGAAGAUCAUUGCGUUUGGAGCACUGAACUACUUCAAAGAUGCCUGGAACAUCUUCGACUGUGUGACUGUACUUGGCAGCAUCACUGAUAUUUUAGUCACAGAACUAGGGGUAAGUAACAACUUCAUAAAUCUGAGUUUUCUAAGGCUCUUUAGAGCUGCUCGUCUCAUUAAGUUGCUCAGGCAGGGUGAGACGAUACGGAUCCUGCUCUGGACCUUCGUCCAGUCUUUCAAGGCUCUGCCAUAUGUGUGCCUACUCAUUGCCAUGCUGUUCUUCAUCUACGCCAUCAUUGGCAUGCAGCUGUUUGGGAACAUUGCGAUUGAAGAAGAUAGUGAGAGUGCCAUUAACCAACACAACAACUUCAGGACUUUUUUCCAGGCCCUAAUGCUGCUCUUCAGGAGUGCUACAGGUGAGGCGUGGCAUGAAAUAAUGCUGUCAUGUCUGGGAAAGAAGGUGUGUGAUCCUCUCUCUGGAAACAUGGAGGCAGAAUGUGGCAGCGAGUUUGCCUACCUCUACUUUGUCUCCUUCAUCUUUCUCUGUUCCUUUCUGAUGCUGAAUCUGUUUGUGGCUGUGAUCAUGGAUAAUUUUGAGUACCUGACACGUGACUCCUCUAUCCUGGGUCCCCAUCACCUGGACGAGUAUGUGAGGAUCUGGGCUGAGUAUGAUCCAGCGGCUUGCGGGCGCAUUCAUUAUAAGGAUAUGUACAGUUUAUUGCGAGUUAUCGACCCCCCUCUGGGCUUAGGCAAGAAAUGUCCUCAUAGGGUGGCCUGCAAGAGACUGUUGCGGAUGGAUCUGCCCGUUGCUGAUGACAACACAGUGCACUUUAAUUCCACCCUUAUGGCCUUAAUCCGAACUGCUCUGGACAUCAAGAUCGCCAAGGGUGGGGAAGGAGGUGUAGAUAAACACCAGAUGGAUGCUGAACUAAGGAAGGAAAUGAUGGCGAUAUGGCCCAAUCUUUCCCAGAAGACUCUGGACCUACUGGUGACACCCCACAAGUCAGCAACAGACCUGACAGUGGGAAAGAUCUAUGCUGCCAUGAUGAUCAUGGAGUACUAUCGACAAAGUAAAGCCAAAAGGACCCAAGCUGUCCACGAUGAGCAGAAUCGAACGCCAUUAAUGUUUCAGCGUCUGGAGCCGCCGUCUCCAAGCCAGGAUGUCGGGCAGGGACUCACUGGCCUUCCUGAUCCACAGACGCACCCUGCAAAUCAUCUGCCUGUUGAUGAAGGUAUCCCGGAGAGCCAAUCAUGGGUAACGGCACGAGCCCAGGAGAUGUCUCAGAAAGCAGGCAGCUGGAGUCCUGAAGGCCAGCACCCAAAUGACACAGCAGAUAACCGCAGACAAUCUCAGAUAGUAGAGAUGAGAGAGAUGGGGCGUGACGGGUACUCGGACACUGAGCACUAUCUGCCGAUGGAAGGCCAUGGCAGGGCUGCUUCCAUGCCUCGACUCCCAGCAGACAACCAACAGCCACGGAGGAAAGGACGGCAUAGGGGUGAUAAUCUCAUUCAGUCCACCACCGAUAACAGUCCUAUGAAGCGCUCAGCUUCAUCUCUAGGGCAUGGGCGCCAAGGUCGGUCAGUGCAGGGUGAUAACUACUCCAUGGACAGGGUUAUCCCAGAAGAGGGUCACAGACAUGGGCAUCGUCACAGAGAUCGUAGCCACCGUGCAUCUGAGCGGUCCCUUAGCCGCUACACUGAUGCUGAUACAGGUCUUGGCACUGACCUCAGCACCACCACACAGUCAGGAGACCUACCAUCCAAGGAGAGGGACCGGGGCCGGGCCAAAGACCGCAAGCACCAUCACCAUCAUCAUCACCACCACGGCUCUGUAGAUAAGGAGCGCUAUGUGAAUGAGAGAGAACGAGGGGACUAUAGCCACAGACAGUCAAGAGAUAGAGAUCACCGCUGGUCCCGCUCACCGAGUGAGGGGAGAGAGUGCCUGACUCACAGACAGGGCAGUAGUUCAGUAAGCGGGAGUCCAGUCCCGUCAACCUCCGGGACCAGCACACCCCGCCGUGGCCGGCGUCAGCUGCCCCAAACCCCUGCCACGCCCCGGCCCCAUGUCACCUAUUCUCCCGUCGUCCGUAAACCCAUCAGUACCCCCCCUCCCGGCCAGCAAAGCCGACUUCCCACCCCCACCUCACGUCGAUAUUCGCCACCUGGCCCCGAGCCCCCGCUUCCCCCUCACCACCACCCUUCUCCUCCCCACCAUGGUUCUCCCCGUCAUGCACACUGGGGCCCCGACCCUUCAGAGAGUGUGGAAGGGGACGGUGUUUACGAUGACCAAGACUACGAGUUUAACCACCAUGAACCUCCAUCCUAUGAGCAAAGUCCCGUCCAGGGCAACCCUCACUCCCAUUCCCCCAGGACUUCCCGUCACACCGCUCCCCCUCAGGGUCAACCGCACCCCCGACGCAUGCCCAAUGGCUACCAUUCCUCCUCACCCUCUCCGCACCACCACGCCCCCACCCACCCAGGAACUCAUAAGCCUCCCCACCCCAGAGGGCCCAGGAAGGGUCUCAAUGAACCCUACAGUGAGACUGAUGAGGAUGACUGGUGCUAGCCUCUGGGAAGAGGGGAGCGAGGGAGGGUGGGGGGCCAGAAAUGGACUGGAAUGGACUGCCACCAUACAGAGAAGCCAUCUCAAAGAGAACAGGGAUAUUGGCAGGUCUCUUACUUAGUCUGAACUGUCUAGGGAAACACUAGGCAGUGUGCUGAAUGUCCACAGGGGAAAUCAUGGCAUGAUUCUUUUCUUUCUAUUUCUUAUUUCUUUACUAUUCCUCUGCUGCCAAGUGUUUUCCUGAAAGAAGAUGGACUGCUUACAGUGAAUAAGACUGGGGAGGUGUGAAAAAUAUAUGAAAAGAAUAUGAAAUCCUGUUCUUAGCCUUUUUUUCUGAAGAAAAGAACAUUCUCUAUGUUUUGAUAAGGAGAAGGAAUGUCUGAACGUUUUAUUUUCAGGACAUUUCAUCCAGUCUCUCCUUAGGCAAAAUCUGAAAUCUGAAAUACUGAAAUCUCUAAAUGUUUAACACUCAAAAAGGAGGAUCACUUUUUAUUUUGCAGAACUUGACUGGCGAUUCAUUUAUUGCAAAAAUGAGUCCAGAUGCUGGGAAAUAUCGAUGAGUUUUAUCAUCUCUGUUUACUGUUAGUAAUUAUCCCAGUGAGGGUGAGUCGCUCGCCAAUGUACAGUAUGUACGUUUUGGGUGGGUCGGUCAAGGGCUCUGGCCUAUCAGGUGGGGGUGGGCGGAGGUGAACUCACCUGGACUUAGUAGGAGAGCCCACCCUGCAUUUCAGACACCUAACUCAAGAAAGAAGAAUCACAAAAUAUGGGAGAGAAAGAAAAUGAAAAGCUCUUCACUCUUUCUUCUAAGGCUUUGUCUGCUUCUCAUUGGAAACAUUGAAGUUUGAGUAUUUGCACUGCCCAGCUUUGUUUGAACUCCUAGAGAAAAAAAAUCCCUUGGAAAUCCUGCAUGAUUGAAAAAAAAAAAUACAAGAUAAAAAAAAAAAAAUAACUAAAGAAACUUUGGAUAAAAGGGGGAAAGGGGGGAUAAAUUAUUUUGCUCUUUUGUCAUGUCUGUGAAGUUCUCUCUCUCUGAUUAGCACCCUUCCUCUCUCUCUCUCACACAACUCUGUGUUCCCUCUCUUCUUUAGAAGUGUCUGAAAGUGGCCAUUGCUAACAUUCAAACCUUUAACUACUAAUAUAUGGGUGACCAGAGAGGUGUUCUUAUAACAGAUUUGGUGCCAAAUGAUAUACAAUUACCAAAAAGUAAAAAUUGCAAAUCAAAAAUUAAUAGCACAAUUAUUUUUGAGCUAGAAAAAAAAAAAAAUUAACAUUCCUCUGUGAUUGUACACAUAAUGCAGAUAUAGUAGCACAUAGACACAUAAAAUACAAUAACAUAGAAACAUUUAACAGGCAAAGUACAUCUCUGAGCAUAUGUGUGAUUCUUUUCCCUUACACCCUAGUCAGCAUGUUCUCCCAGUCUUCCAGUGUAUAAUGCAGAGAGAGAGCGAGAGAGAGGGUGGGGUGGGGGUAGAUGAGAACCUCUCCAUCUUUAGAUAUGAUUUCUUGUUGAUAAUGACAAUGUGUGUAUAAAGAUGACCACAUAAAUGAUGAUAAUUGAUGAUGAUGACAAUGAUGGUGAUGAAGAAGAUAGUAAUGUUGACACUGAUGGUGAUGUUGAUGAUGUUUUUAAUUUAAUUUUGUACCUGUUUUUUUUUUUUUUUUUUUUUUUUUUUUUUUUUUUGUAUUUGACUUAGCUGCUCUUUGCAUUGCCAUACUUGUUUUCAUGUGAUUUUUGUGUAGAUGGUGUGUGGAGCUCUGUGACAGUAAUCUAUUGUGGGCAAUGACAGAAAACACAUCUGAACUUCAACCAAUGUCCUCAGUAGCUCUCUGACAUGGGCUGUUUCCAUGGAAACACUUUCUCAACCAUAUCAGCGAACGUAAAUGACAGUUUGAAGCAUGCUUCAUCUGGUCUCAAGUCUCUGUAACUGUGAACACUUUUUAUCAAAAAGAAAAGAAGAAUGAAAUGUGUUAGAUGCAUGAAUUUGGGUGAAUUAGAGGAGAAAACUGACUAGUUAUUGACUUGUCCUACUCAAUGUUGAUAUAUAUAUGUGACAUUGGGUUCUUUACAUGGGUUUUGGAUAUUAACAUUAGUUCACAGGGAUUAUUUGAGUUAACUUAAAGGGAUAGUUCACCUAAAAAUGACAUAAUUUGCCCUCAUGUUUUUCCAAACCUCAAAGACUUUAAUUUUUCUGUGGAACACAUGUAAAACCCUGUCUACACCAGACACGAGUGGCACAGUACAUCACGUCGCAUCAAAUGCAAAUCUCUCCCAUUAUAAUCAAUGAUGCUGUGUACACUGGAAGUGUCCGUUGCAUCGCAUUGCAUCAGGCUGAUUGUGGAGGGAUACCCAUUCUAUUGCUGAAGCGCUGGCAGCAAAGCCACUCCAGCAACUUUAUUAUCCCCUCCGUCUGAAAUAAAAUUAGUUUACUUACGUCUGAAUCUUGCAAUGAAUUUAAUUUGUUACAUAUUUGAAUACAUUUGGACCGUUACAUCAAAGCCAGCUCGUAAUGUUUGUUGUCUCUGGUCUACUAAUUUAAAUCAUCUUUUGAUUCUAAGCACGUUUACAAAUGUUUAGCAAUAAUUACAUCAAAAAUAAUUAUUAUAUAAUAAUUAAAGGUUUAUACAAGUAGGUUUCAGUUGAAAAUAAAGAAGU